Ananas comosus (pineapple) is the source of this 5766-nucleotide messenger RNA. Its product is annotated as nipped-B-like protein. Gene Ontology annotation, cellular component: Scc2-Scc4 cohesin loading complex. The transcript has 28 exons. The record is from RefSeq and is a predicted model, not a curated record. Lineage: Eukaryota; Viridiplantae; Streptophyta; Magnoliopsida; Poales; Bromeliaceae. Bases 249 to 5519 code for a protein of 1756 amino acids. Gene Ontology annotation, biological process: regulation of gene expression; replication-born double-strand break repair via sister chromatid exchange; establishment of mitotic sister chromatid cohesion. Gene Ontology annotation, molecular function: chromatin binding.
CGUUGCUAAAGCGUACCCACCGCGCGGCGAAAACCCUCUCGCCCCUCCAAAUCUCCCUCGUCCCGCGCUACUCCCUCAUCUACAAAACCCCUCUCUCUUCUUCUUCUUCUUCUUCUUCUUCUUCUUCUUCUUCACUCUCCUCCCCCAAUCUAGGGUUUCGGUCUCUCCCCCUCCAAACCCUAAUUUCACCUUCUUCUCCCUUCCAAUUCCACCAUUGGCGGUCCCCGAUUCGAUCUCUCUCCCGAUCCAUGGAGUUCAACCAGGGGAUCGGCUACGAGAAGGCGUGCCGCCUCUCUAACACCAACCACUCAGAGGUCGCCCCCGCCCUCCCCCUCCCCUCUCUCCCUGUGAGCUUCGGCGCCGCGGAUGCGCGGAUCGAGCUCUUGGACGAGCCCUCCCAUGGCGCUCGGCUAGGCGAUCGCCCAGACGUCCUCUCGCACGCCGGCGCGAUCGCGGAGCUCCUGAGGAACUGCGACGUUAGCUACCUUAAUUUGAAGGAGAAGCCAAGGGAAGCUCCGAACGAUCCGAGGGAGUGUUCGAGGCUGUAUCAGCAAGUCCUCAAGUACAACCGCGAAGCAUUUGCUAGCUCUUCUCGAGGUCCGCUUUUGGAUCAGAGCCCUCGUAAUCAGAUACCAGAAAGGAAACCUUUUGAACAAAACGGAAUUAAUGUUCUUCAAGUACCAAGGGAGUAUGGAGCUUCUUUUGAUGACCAUCCACAACGGAAUCUCGUUCACGAUCAACCUGCUCUUGCUAGUUCAAGGAAACCGAAAGUUAGGAAAAAAGACAGCGAAACUAUUCCUUCGAAUUCUGGUCUAGAUAUUCCUGAUCAUCAAGAUGCCAUUAUGAACUUCUGUGAGAUGGUGGAAGACUUCUGUGGGAAAGCAGAAGUCCCUGAUGAUUUAGAAGGAUCCGAUGGGUUCUCUCUUCCUUUAGCUGAUAUCAAAGCUCUUGUAAAUGAAAUAACAUUGGUUCAUUCAAAGAAGUUUUUGCACUCCAUUCCUCUUGAUACUCUUACGAGACUGAUAAAUGUUCUAGAUCGUCUUAUCCAGUGUGCACAAGGUGUAUCCAUUGAAGGAAAUGAAAAUCCUGAUUUAGAUUGUGAGACCGUGGUUCUGUGUGCACUGGAGUCCACUCAUGCAGCUUUAGCGAUUAUGAGUCACCAUGAUAUGCCAAAGCAACUUUAUAGAGAAGAAAUUAUCGAGCACAUUCUUGAUUUCUCGAGGCAUCAGAUCAUGGAAUGCAUGGCUGCAUGUAGUCCAUCCUACCGCAAUCUUUACAAACCAAGUGAAAAUGGUGCAAAUGAUGUUGAUGAGGAUGAAGAGGAUGACAUCGAUAAUAGUUCGGCAGGCAAAAGGCGGCGUAACACUCGUAGUGUGAACACGAGGAAGCCUGCUGGAAACAAGGUUUCUGUAGCUGUUUAUUCUGUGGUACAGAAACUUUGUUUAAUAUUAGGGUUUCUCAAAGAACUCCUGUCAGUGGUGCGCUUGUCAGAUAGUUGCAUUCUGCAGUUAGUGAAAACAAGCUUCUCAACAUUUCUGGUGGAUAAUAUACAGAUUUUACAAUUAAAGUCAAUUGAUUUGAUUUGUGGGGUAUUUGCUUCAUACACACAACACAAGAGCUUCUUGAUAGAUGAAACAAUUCAGCUUCUUCGUAAGUUGCAAUUUUCAAAGCGAGCCCUUAGGACUUAUCAUCUUGCAGAUGAAGAACAAAAGCAGAUCCAGAUGAUAACAGCCUUAUUUGUUCAGUUGGUCCAAUUCAGUGCAAACGUGCCCGACAGUUUAAAGACAACAGUGAAUUGGAAUACCAUCUUAGAUGCUUCAAUUGAUGCAAGUUACCCAAUGAACUGUCAUGAAGCUGCAACUGAAGUGUGUUGCAUUUUCUGGACGAGUGUUCUUCAACGUUUCACUACUGCUAAAACCCAGGAUGUAACAGAAUCCAAAGUGAUCUUAGAGAACCUUGUGAUGGAUUUGCUGAUGACCCUGAAUUUACCUGAGUAUCCUGCCUCUGCUCCUAUACUUGAGGUUCUUUGUGUCUUGUUACUCCAAAAUGCUGGCUUGAAAUCUAAGGACACCUCAGCACGUUGCUUGGCUAUUGAGCUUCUUGGCACUAUCGCUUCAAGACUCAAACGUGAUUCUCUAAUUUGCAGUAGGGAUAAGUUUUGGAUCUUGCAGGAGCUAGUUGGCGCUGGUGGCAAUUCUGAUGACUUGAAGGAUACAUGCUCUGUCUGUCUUGGUGUCAGAGGUGUGAAUAUUGUUUGUCAUGUUUGUGGAAGAUGCUUUCAUUCAGAUUGCUUAGGACUAGGUGGACAAGAAAAUUUGGUUCGUGAUUGGUCUUGCCAUUUAUGCUUCUGCAAAAAGCAGCUCAGUGUCUUAGAGUCAUACUACAAGAUAGAUAACAAAGAUUAUGUUAAAAGGAAAAACGCAGGCUCAACAAGCAAAAGGCCUGGAAAUUCUGACUCUGUCACAAGUUUGGAAGUUCUUCAGCAAAUUCUUUUGAAUUAUCUGCAGGAAGCUGGUUCACGAGAUGAUGGAAAUCUAUUUACUCGAUGGUUUUAUCUUUGCCUGUGGUAUAAGGAUGAUCCGCAAUCUCAUGAUAAAAUAAUCUACUAUCUUGCAAGAUUGAAAUCAAAUGAAAUUUUGCGAGAUUCUGGUGGCAGUUUGGUGUUAUCGAGAGAUUGGGUUAAAAAAAUUUGCCUAGCGCUGGGACAAAAAAACUCCUUUUCCAGAGGAUUUGAUAAAAUUCUUUCCCUUCUUUUGGCCAGCUUGAGGGAAAACUCUCCAAUAAUAAGAGCAAAGGCCUUACGUGCAGUUAGUGGUAUUGUUGAAGCCGAUCCGGAGGUUCUAUGUGACAGACGUGUCCAAUGUGCUGUAGAAGGAAGGUUUUGUGACUCUGCAAUCUCUGUUCGUGAAGCUGCUCUUGAACUCGUUGGUAGGCAUAUUGCUUCACAUCCUGAUGUUGGUUUGAAGUACUUUGAAAAGGUUGCUGAGCGUAUAAAGGACACAGGAGUUAGCGUGCGCAAACGUGCCAUCAAGAUCAUCCGUGAUCUAUGUACUUCCAAUACUAAUUUUUUGGAGUCAACACGAGCUUUUAUCGAGAUAAUUUCUCGUGUUAAUGACGAAGAAUCUAGCGUACAGGAUCUUGUAUGCAAAACAUUUUAUGAGUUCUGGUUUGAAGAACCAACUGGAAGUCAUAAGCACUAUGUUGCUGAUGGUAGUUCUGUGCCUAUGGAAGUGGCGAACAAGACUGAGCAAAUUGUCAAUAUGUUGAGAAAGAUGCCUAACCAUCAGCCACUUGUUACCAUCAUAAAACGUAACUUAUCACUUGAUUUUCUCCCGCAAUCUGCUAAAGCUACUGGGAUGAAUGCAAUAUCUCUGGCAUCUGUACGUAAGCGCUGUGAAUUGAUAUGUAAGCGCUUGUUAGAAAGAAUUUUGCAGGUUGAAGAGGGACAUAGUGAUGAAGAGGAGAUCCAUGCACUUCCUUAUGUACUUGCCUUGCAUGCAUUUUGUGUUGUCGAUCCAAUGCUUUGUGCUCCAGCAACAGAUCCAUCCCAGUUUGUGGUGACACUUCAGCCAUACCUUAAGAAUCAGGUUGACAAUAAAUCGACUGCUCAGUUGCUUGAAAGUAUAAUAUUUAUAAUUGAUUCUGUUCUCCCUCUGCUUCGGAAGCCGCCACAAAGCCUUAUUGCCGAGCUUGAACAGGACCUCAAACACAUGAUAGUUCGACAUUCUUUCCUGACAGUUGUGCAUGCUUGCAUCAGGUGUCUUUGUUCACUUAGUAAAAUAGCUGGCAAAGGUGGAUAUCUAGUGGAGUAUCUUGUUCAGAUUUUCUUCAAACAUCUACUUACUCCAAAUUUUGAUAAUAAGCAGCUGUUGGGCCGCUCUUUAUUCUGUCUAGGGCUGCUCCUUAGGUAUGGGUAUGAACUAAUGUCCACAGGUGAUAGUCAACAUCUCCCUAUUGUUAAGAGUCUUUCAUUACUUAAAAAAUACCUUCUCGUCGAGGAUGACUUUGGCUUGAAAGUCCGAGCUUUACAGGCAUUAGGGUAUAUACUAAUUGCCAAGCCUGAAUAUAUGUUGGAGAAGGAUAUUCUAAAACUUCUAGAGGCAGCACUUUCUUCCCAUAGUGAUCAUCGUUUAAAGAUGCAAGCAUUACAAAACCUUCACGAGUAUCUUCUUGAUGCAGAGAGCCAACUUGGUACGGAUAAUACCAAUAAGGCUCCUGCCCAGUAUGUAGAAGAAAAUGGAAAUAAGGUGCCUGUGGCUGCGGGGGCUGGUGACACUAACAUUUGUGGGGGAAUUAUUCAGUUGUACUGGAACCAUAUCCUUGAAAGAUGCUUGGAUGCAAAUGACCAAGUUCGCCAGUUUGCUCUUAAGAUUGCCGAAAUUGUCCUACGCCAAGGCCUAGUCCACCCGAUUACUUGUGUUCCACACCUUAUUGCACUUGAAACUGAUCCCUUGGAGGUGAACUCAAAGCUGGCCCAUCAUUUGCUCAUGAACAUGAACGAGAAGUACCCAGCAUUUUUUGAAAGCCGUUUAGGCGAUGGCCUGCAGAUGUCAUUCAGAUUUUUCGAAUCCAUUUUGAGUAAUCAUGAUAUGGUUUCUGGAAAUAUGAAAGGGAAUGCCAUUGCAUUUGUUAGGCCGGGGGUAUCUAGAAUAUACAGGCUUAUUAGAUCAAAUCGUGUUUCGAGGAACAAAUUCAUGCACUCAAUUGUUCGUAAAUUUGAGUCGGAUAAUUGGAAUCAUUCGUCUCUUAGCUUUCUUGUAUAUUGUACGGAGGUUCUUGCUUCUCUCCCCUUCACAUGCCCUGACGAGCCUCUUUACUUGAUUUAUGAUAUAAAUCGGGUAAUACAACUAAGAGCUGGGGCACUUGAGGCAAAUAUGAAACUUUGGAGUUCAUGCUUCCAACAGCGGGAUUUGAUGAGUACUUCUAAUGAUAGUUUUAGAGCUAUGCCUGUGUCAGGUGCACAUUAUUCAUCUGAUCAAAAUAUGACAGUAACUCCACAAAUGCCUGAAAAGACAUGCAGCAUUUCAGAGGAAGACACGAAAAAAAUUCAGGCUGAUUGUCAUGAUGCAAUAGCUAUGCAACUUCUUUUAAAAUUGAAGAGAUAUUUGAAAAUUGUGUAUGGCUUAAAUGAUGCUCGCUGUCAGGCAUUUUCUUUGAAGGAACAGCCAAAACCAGGAGAGACAAUCUCCAAGCAGAACAUUCCCUUCAACGUUAGUGACACCUCAAUUAGUUUGCCUACUAGCUACCAGGAUAUGGUACAGAAAUACCAGGAGUUUAAGACAUUGUUGAGGGAAGAUUCUAUAGACUAUGUUACAUACACAUCUACAGUGAAGAGGAAACGUCCGACCCCGAGAAAUUCAAGAAGUGGAAGAUCAGCCAUUGACAGGGGAGACGACGGCGAUGAUGAUGGAGAUGACUACUAUGAUGAAGAUUGGACAGGUGGGCCGCGGAGGCUCGACUUCUCCGGCCAAAGGAGCAAUGGCGGCGGCCGGAUGACUAGACAAAGGAUGCACAUGUGAGCCUUUGUUUGCGGUGUUGUACAUUAUAGGAAUCAGUAAAUAGCAGGAUAAGUGAAAGAAAAAAAGAAAAACAAAGAAAAGGAGAAAAUCUUGGUUUUAUGUAGAUUGGUCGGUGUCAUUAAAUCGGAGCGCUCCUCUUGCUUUGCUUUGUCCACGUUUUUAUUUUCUUUCUAGGGUCGUAGCAAAGAUGGAUUGUGCUCCAGUUUCUCCAAUUAAUGGAAAAGUCCAAUUUUUUCUUUUUCUUUUU